AUGCUCUGUUGCCCCAUCUGCCCUCCCAUCCGCCCUCACAUCCGAGCACCGCUCGCGCGAGGCCACGGCGUACGACUUCGCGCGCUACGCCUCCGUCAUCGAUUGGACGCCCACCUCGCCCCUCAUCCGCAGCAAGCCGGGCCGAGUUCCACUACUUCCGCGUGCCGGACCACGCGAGAUGGCGCCCCAUCCUCCUGGAUAUCAAGGCCGCGCGCGUGGAGAGGGGGCUCUCGGACUCAGUUUUGUCCAGGGCUGGAGGUAGUGGGAUCUUGUUGGGAGUUUGGCGAAGGGACAGGACUACUUCCCAGAGGGUCAGACUUCGUACUCAUGUGA
Chondrus crispus (carragheen) is the source of this 333-nucleotide messenger RNA. RefSeq lists its product as hypothetical. NCBI's taxonomy places the organism in Eukaryota, Rhodophyta, Florideophyceae, Gigartinales, Gigartinaceae. The record is from RefSeq and is a predicted model, not a curated record. The coding region runs from base 1 to 333 and encodes 110 amino acids. The transcript has a single exon.